ACAUUUUGACAGUAACGCUUAAGAUCCAUUUUGGUCAUCAACUCUUGCUAGACUUUUUUAUUUCGUUAUAUAAUUUGUCCUACAAGUGAAGAGUUGGAAACACACACACAAACACACAAAAAAAUGGCUGGUUUGGGAUUAUGGAUGGCUUUCAUCAGUGUUUGUUUUGUGUCUGUAUCAGCUCUGCUGCAACGCCUAGAGCACCCUGUCAAAACUGAUGGCUCACUUAGCCUUGUGGUCAUUGGAGACUGGGGGAGGAAAGGAACGUACAACCAAUCUGAAGUUUCUGCUCAGAUGGGAAGAGUAGCUGCAAAGUUAAAUAUCGACUUUGUGAUAUCCACUGGAGACAAUUUCUAUGAUGAUGGAUUGACUGGUAUAGACGACCCAGCAUUUGAAAACUCCUUCUCUAAAAUCUACAAUGCCAAGAGCCUCCAAAAGCAGUGGUAUAAUGUCUUGGGCAACCAUGACUACAGGGGAGAUGUUGAAGCUCAAUUAAAUCCAAUCCUUCAGAAUAUUGAUCCUAGAUGGAUCUGCCAAAAAUCAUUUAUUGUUGAUACCGAAAUUGCUGAGUUCUUCUUCGUUGAUACAACACCAUUUGUGGACAAGUAUUUUCUUAAGCCAAAGGAGCACAAGUAUGAUUGGAGAGGAGUGCUUCCAAGAGAGAAAUAUCUAUCAAAGCUCUUAAUGGAUCUGGAAAUAGCAUUAAAGGAUUCUACUGCCGACUGGAAGAUUGUUGUGGGGCAUCAUCCUGUAAGAAGCAUAGGGCACCAUGGUGACACUCAAGAGCUCAUAAGGCAGCUUCUGCCAAUCCUUGAGGCAAACGACGUGGAUAUGUACAUUAAUGGGCAUGACCAUUGCUUGGAACAUAUAAGUAGCACAAGCAGCCAAAUUCAGUUCUUAACCAGUGGAGGAGGUUCAAAAGCAUGGAAAGGAGACAUCGAUAAAGAGAGAAGAGAUGGGAUGGAGUUUUACUAUGAUGGACAAGGAUUUAUGUCCCUGGAGCUUCAACAAACCAAUGCCAAAGUUGUUUAUUAUGAUAUUUUUGGCCAAGUUUUGCAUACUGUGAAUUUGUUCAAGGGGUUACGUUCUGCCUCUGCCAUAUAGAAGAGUCGCUGUGAAAGUCCUACCUACUGGCCUAAACAAGAUUAGUGGACAUGGUUUUAAGUUUGACACUAAUUACAAUUACCUAAUGCCUUGUAAACUCCUUUGCCCCAUCUAUUCAUGAAGAAAAAAGAUUUGAGGACACCAUAUUAGUUAACAACCGGAGAGAGGUAUAAAGAAAAUUAACAAUGAGUCCCAAUUAUUUAA
Messenger RNA from Cajanus cajan (pigeon pea), 1308 nucleotides. Its product is annotated as purple acid phosphatase 3. The record is from RefSeq and is a predicted model, not a curated record. Gene Ontology annotation, molecular function: acid phosphatase activity. NCBI's taxonomy places the organism in Eukaryota, Viridiplantae, Streptophyta, Magnoliopsida, Fabales, Fabaceae.